Condylura cristata (star-nosed mole) is the source of this 2429-nucleotide messenger RNA. RefSeq names its product chromosome unknown open reading frame, human C18orf42 (gene AKAIN1). The coding region runs from base 346 to 555 and encodes 69 amino acids. NCBI's taxonomy places the organism in Eukaryota, Metazoa, Chordata, Mammalia, Eulipotyphla, Talpidae. The record is from RefSeq and is a predicted model, not a curated record. The transcript has 3 exons.
CUCUCUUCCUCUUCCGUUUUUCCUCCUCCCGUGGAAGCGGUGAAAGUGUUUUGCUCCCUAAGCAGCAAUGUACGCUGCGCUGGCACAGGAAUGAGGGAUGAACUGAACAGGCAUUUGGUCUCCUCCUCCUGCCGCCGCGGUGGCCGCCGGCGGAGCAGUGCAUUGUGGAGGCUGAGCGCGCCGCAGCGGCUGAAGCUGUGGCCCCAGGAAGACGCUGCAAGGAGCUGUCCGAGGUCCUGACCGGUGACCGGCUGGAGCCCUGCACCGAAGCCCUUCAAGUCCUCGUCUUCCGCCCACCCUCUGUCUGUCUCUUCUUACCUGUGGGAAUAGCGGCUGGAGGAAAUCAUGGUAUUCGCUCCAGGUGAGCAGGCUGGGAACGAGCCUGAAGAGGCAAAGCUGCAGAACGCCAGUAAACAGAUUGUGCAGAAUGCCAUCCUGCAAGCCGUGCGGCAGGUCUCCCGGGAGAGACGACAGAGGAAAGACAAAACCGGAGACCACAGGGGCAGCUUCCAGCUGGGCGUGGGGGAGUUAACCAAGAAGCAUGAAAAGAAGUAACACAGUGGACUUGGCUCUUGUUUGCUUGGUUUCCAGCCUUCCUCUUAGUAUAGGAUGUGUUGCCAAUAAAGAAAACCAAAGUGUCAUUGGCACAUAGCAGUAAAAUGAAUUCGCACUAACCCUCGGCUGAGAAGCACUAUUUUGAAAAAGUGCAUUAGAUGAUUCUGUUUGUAUUAAUGCGGUGCCUCUGAAAUCUAGUGGGGCUACACCAGUCACUGUCACCGCAAAUGUAGUUUUGUAGCAUAGUUUAUUUUUAAAGUUUCUUUUUGAAAAGUUCUGUCUUAUUUAUUUUCUUUUGCCUUUAUGCAUUCUUUUUUGUGGAUUUUUUUUUUUUUUUUGCUGAACUACUGAGUACACUAUUAUAGUCUUUAUAAUACUUUUGAAAUGCAAAGGAGUGGAGUUUCAGUCACUUUCAAAUAUGGAAUUGAAGCCUUUCAUCAAGUGGGUGCAGGUCAAAAAUCAUAUUAAGCAAAGGCAAAUUCUAAGACCAAGUCCCUCAGGAUCUCACUGAGGCUUAGACUUAUGUAACUUUUUUAAGGAGGAGUUUAGUUUUUCAAGAACUCAGUCUUUUCAUCUCAAUUCUCUGAAUUGUUCAAUAGUUCAAUAGUAGUUAGACCAUGUGCAGAAAUUCUUUGGAGAUAUUAUGUAUUUUUUUCCCAUCUCAAGACUAAAAUAGGACAAGUCCAUCUAUAUAUGAGUCUCCAAUGACUCCGUUCUUCAGCAGACCAAUGAAGAGCAACUAGGUUUAUAGAACCCAUCGUGCAUACAGUAGGGUCUGAUUUGGGGUGCAGCAUCCUUGAAAGGAGCGCUAGGUCUUAGGCAAACACUGCACUGGCAUCAGACUAUGCAUUUGCACUACUAUCUUGCCAAUAGAAAGUUUGCUAUACACAAAUUAGAAUUCCCAAAUUAUGAUUGCUUUUAUGAUAUUAUGAAAAUCAUAUCAGGAAUACUAGCACUUAAAAUGGCAGCGCUAAUGCAUGAAAAUACAGUGGGAACAAUGAAAUGAAAGUGUUGCUAGUUCAGUCACAGAGGUGUGUGUGUGUGUGUGUUUGUGUGUGUGUGUGUGAACUAUCUCUAUUGGGGCAGUAUCACUUCUGCUCCUCUCUCACCUGGAUAAUCAGCAUCUUUCUGGAAUUCUUAAAGAGCCCCAUUUCUUGGGCUUCACACAGGUAUUGGGUUAGUGCUACGUAGGACAGAGGAAGAAUUUGAUCUUUGUUAAAAACUUUUAGUUUCAGAAUGGCAAUGUCUAUAUUUGAUAACUUUUUAAAAAUCAAAGUAUCAGCAUCUAGUGUGACAGAUAUGGAGAUGUAUGUACUCCUAAAAUUCCAGUGUUAUACUUUCCAAAAUGAAUAUUAUUGAUAACAUUAAUAAAAUGAAUGAAUGAAAUGGAUGAAUGAAAACAAUGUCUUCCCAGUUUUGUUAGAUUAUCUUACAUGCUAUACAGUGGAAUAAAUUCACAGGGAGAAUGACUGCAGAAGGGAGCUACACUAGAUAAAUAAGGCUUAUUCAGAAAUUCUUUUUAGCAGAGAUCAUAACAAUGACAAAUGAGUUUAAAUUAACCUGAAGUUAUAUAGUUGAUGUGAUAUCAUUGCAUAACAUAGAUAAUUGGAAUGAAGGUAUUAAGGGAAAUUAUUUUACUCAGUAUCCACAAACAAAAUAAAUGCAAUGCUUGUAUGUCAGUGAUCUGGCCCUGAGUCUAAAAUGUCUGAAGACAACCAGUCUUGGAUCUCACUGUCAAAUGGCAGAAACACACAUACAUGCUAUCUUGUCUACCUAGUAUGUCUAUGAUUAUAUUUCGAGGCUCUUUGGAAACAUCUGUUUAACCAUGGUAUCUAAAUGUUAUUUAUAAAUAAAAUAUCCAGCUUUGAAAUACA